This is a messenger RNA of Scylla paramamosain (green mud crab), 5279 nucleotides long. RefSeq lists its product as uncharacterized. The coding region runs from base 80 to 2923 and encodes 947 amino acids. The record is from RefSeq and is a predicted model, not a curated record. Gene Ontology annotation, biological process: vesicle-mediated transport; tRNA wobble adenosine to inosine editing. Lineage: Eukaryota; Metazoa; Arthropoda; Malacostraca; Decapoda; Portunidae. Gene Ontology annotation, cellular component: membrane; Golgi apparatus. Gene Ontology annotation, molecular function: tRNA-specific adenosine deaminase activity; small GTPase binding. The transcript is spliced from 9 exons.
UGGACAAAUAUAAGCAACACCGUACAAAGUCGCGACAUGUUCGUUUGUUGAUAGUGACGUCAUCGCCCUGUCAACCAUCAUGGCGGCGUCCAAAGGAGGGUUCGCAGUCUUAGAUAUACAGAAUGAUGACCAGGAGAUCGGGAUGGACCUGCAAUUUCAAGACUUCGGGGACACGAGGACCCAGCCGGCGGGUGCAGGAGGGGCCAUGGGAGGAAAGCACGAGCAGACUAUUCUAUUCUCAGAGUUCCCCGACACUGCGGAAGACGACCAGGAGCAUGACAAGGUGUCACCUCGGCCAAAAAGACACAAAAGCGAGAGCCUCUCCCUGCCUGAAGUGCCCCUCAGGCCUUGCCAGGUGAGGGUGAGGGCCGUGCUGCCAGACUGGGUGAAGGGAGAGCCACCCCUCACCCACGUGGUGGCCCUCAGGCUGAAGGACAAGAGGCACACGUCCCUGGCAGUGAAGCAGCUGUCCCUGGUGCUCCCUGUCCCAGCGCUCACACACCUCAAGAGGGUGAGGCGGGUACCCAAGGAAGACGUCGGGAAACUGAGCCUUGGGGAGCCGAUGGGACAAGACGUCAUGCUCAUCUACCUCAACUUUGCCAAGGAACUUAACAUUUUGCCGGACACGACCACAAACUUUGCCUCUCUGGGCGAGUCAGACGUCUCCCGUGUGUUUGCCCAGCUGGAGAACACGGGUGUGGACACACAGCACUACACACGGCAGGUAUUUGUGUGUCAGGCUGCACUGCACCCACCAAGACUAAGGGAAGUGUACGAUAAGGUCACAGCUCUCUGGCCGUGUGUGUUUCACGAGGACGCUUACCUCACACGCCUCGCCUCAGACGCAUUCUUCAGUCCUCAGGAAGUAGAGAGCAUCACAGCACACAUGAACAAGGCAGUAGAUGCAGGGAGGCAGGCAAACAACGCAGGAAGUCCCCCGAUUGGCUGUGUUAUUGUGGACGAGGUGACUGGUGGGGUGUGUGUGGCGCAGGACAGCAGGUUGUCACACCCUCUACAGCAUGCGGCGAUGGUGGCUGUGGACAUGGUGGCGGUGAUGCAAGGUGGUGGUGCCUGGACAAGAACACCAGGGGGAUGCAAGGAAGAUGAAAGGUUGAUAAAGGGCAUAAAUACUCCAAAUAACACAAUCAACAUCCAAGGAAAUAAUGAGGAAGAGAAGAAACACAAAGACAACACAUUACCCCAGACAAAAGGAGAGGAUAUGAAAACCCAAGGAAAUAAGGAGAAAGACAAGGAAUACAAAGACAAGACAUUACCACAGACAAGAGAUAGGACCAUCAACACUUCAGACAGCACCAGCAACACCCAAGAAAAUGAUAAGAAAAGAAGUGACCAUGAAGAACAAACAUUGCCACAGACAAGAGACAGGACCAUCAACACUUCAGACAGCACCAGCAACACCCAAGAAAAUGAUAAGAAAAGAAGUGACCAUGAAGAACAAACAUUGCCACAGACAAGAGACAGGACCAUCAACACUUCAGACAGCACCAGCAACACCCAAGAAAAUGAGAUGAAAAGAAGUGACCACGAAGAACAAACAUUACCACAGACAAGAGACAAGACCAUCAACACUUCAGACAGCACCAGCAACACCCAAGGGAGUGACGGCACACCUUACAUCUGCACGGGCUGUGACGUUUACCUGAGUCACGAACCAUGCAUGAUGUGUGCCAUGGCCCUGCUGCACUCCAGGGUGAGACGAGUGUUCUACCUGCUGCCUGACCCUGCCCUUGGUGCUCUCGGCUCCCGCACCAAGCUGCACACUCUCCACGGGGUCAACCAUCGCUAUGAGGUCUUCCGAGUCCACUCCUCACCCUCUGUUUGGAAUGAAGGGAGACUGAUGGGGGAGGGAGAGGCAAAGGAUCCAAGGUCCCUGAAAGCUGGCCCUUCCUUCUGGACCUUUGAGUUUUACCAGCAGUUCUUUGACGUGGAGAGCAAGCAGGUUGGGGACAGAAUAUUGUGGUCCAUGGUGCCUAAGCCUGGUGUUAGCUACCUGCAGACCUACAUCAGACCGAACCCUGAUCUUUACGGGCCUUUCUGGAUCUGCCUCACCCUCACCUUCGCCACAGGCAUCACUGGCAACCUGGCCAGCUACCUCGCCGCCUCAACUGAGGAAACCUAUGUAUGGAGAUAUGAAUUUCGCAAGGUGACCCUGGCUGCCUCCUCUAUCUUCGCCUACGCCUGGCUGGUGCCGCUGGCCGUGUGGGGCGUGCUGGCGCUGCGAGGCUCCCGUGCCAAGAUAACGCUGCUGGAACUGCUGUCCAUUUACGGGUACUCCCUGGCCAUCUUUGUCCCUGUGUCGGUGCUAUGGAUUGUGCCGCAGCCGUGGUUCAAGUGGUGCCUGGCCAUUGUGGCACCCGUUCUGAGUGGCAGUGUAUUGGUGAGGACUGUAUGGCCUUCACUGUCCCACGAUUCAAAGCAGGUGGCCAUUGGUAUUGCUGUUGUUAUUCUGCUGCUACACGCCACGCUUGCUCUUGGGUUUAUGCUGUACUUCUUCUCUCCACCUGAAGCCAAAUCAAAGAACGACAUACUGCCAGUCAACCCAGACACAAACAAGGCCAGUACACCAUCACCCAAUGUCCCUGAAGCUCCCCCGAAGGCUCCAGAAGUCGAGGGGGAUACAGAGGCCAAGAAGAAGCCACAGGAAGCGAAAGGGGAUCCAACAGCAGCAGCAUUAGUGAACCCAGGAGUGAAGAUGGUUGAAAGGGAGUCGAAGGAGAUAAAGACAAGCUCAAGUGUUAAAAAGGCACUAGAUGUUAAGUCACCUGUUAAAGUGCAAGAAGGUGUUAAAACAAAAACUGUUCCUAGUAAACCUCCUCCUCCUCCUCCUGCUCCUCCUGCUGCUCCUACUGCUGUCACUACUGUGGGUAAAACAGAGGAAAUGGUUAAGAAGUCGACGUCUUAAAUUGUUCUCUGGUCAGGCGUUGGUGGGUCAUGUUUGUUCAGCCUUUCUUGUUAAUCUUUGGUGUGGGUUAGGUUAGGUUAGUGUACGUUUGGUUAAAUGAUGUUAGUUUAGGGUAGAUGAAGUAACUUACCUAUUCUAACCUAACAUAGUUUAAUUUCGGAGUUUGAGGUUAGAUCUGUUAGGUCAGGUUGGUGUACAUUAGGUUAGGUGUAGUUUAGAUGAGGUAACUUAACCUAUUCUAACUUAACCUAGUCAAAUGUAGGAAUUAGAGUUUAGAUCAGUUAGGUUAAAUUAGGUUAGAUUAGUUUAGCUUAGGUAAGAUGACGUAACUUAACCUAAUUUAACCUAACGUAACAUAAAUUAUUGAAGUCAGGUUAGAUUAGUUGGGAUUAGUUUUAGAUAAGAUAAAAUAAUUGUUCUUGGGAUGUGUAAGGUUAGGUUAGUUUAGAUGUAGUAACCAAACUUUACCUAAUAUAAUCUAGCUAUUUUUUUGGAUGGAUUAGAUUAGGUCAGGUUAGGAUAUGUUGAGUUCGAUGAGGAACUAUCCUAAUGUAACUUAAUGUAGCUUAACUGAACAGAACCAUCUCUAACCUAACCUAACGUAACCUAUCCUAGCACACCCCAAGAAUAACAAGAAUGGCGGAGGGUGCAUGAUCCGAGUCGAUUUGGAAGGUUAUGGAUGGACUGAUUGGUGGCGUGUCUCAGUUAUCUGAUUAUUACUCCUAUAGCAGUACAUUUGUGGCCAGAAGUCUUGUAACCACCUCUUACUCAUGUAUUUUGUGUUUUCCUUCAGUAAUUGUAAGUCUGGUAACAUGCCUUUCAGUAUUGUAUCUACUGAUGGCUUAAAGUCUUAUUAAAGUUGAAGAUUUGCUAGUGUUCUAAACUGUCACUAGUUUCAACACAUCGUAAGAUUGAUGGAAGGUAAACAUUGAAAGUAAAUGGUGUGUUUCUAGACUUCUGGACACUGCUGUAUAUUUGUGCCUGUGGCCUCCCUCCUCAGGCUAGUCUUGGCCUUCAUUCAUCACUCAUUCAUUGGGAAGCAUCAGCUGUUAUUUGUAUGAGUUGUGUUUAUACGCAUAUGAUAAAGUUAUGUCAUUUUUUCGUUGCACAAGUUUGUUUUCCAAUGUUUGGACGGUUUUUGUUUUAUUUACACACUGAAAGGUAUGUACUGGCAGUGAUUUUCUUGUUUGUUUGUGUGUAUAUGUGUGUGUGUGUGGUUUAUGUAGUAUAUUUAUGUGGGUUAAUGUGUGUGUGUGUGUGUGUGUGUGUGUGUGUGUGUGUGUGUGUGUGUGUGUGUGUGUGUGUGUGUUGACAUGUGAUACUAGAUAAUACUGCAACAAGUAUUAAAUCUGCCUUCCCUCAGUCAGUGUGUGAGUCGAGAUGUCAUUUCCUUACCUGUCAUUUCACAGACCGCCCUUCGCUUUGUGCAUUGUAUUCCAUAGUGAACACAUUCUCAUAACCCUUCACACAUCCUUUUGUAAGCUUCAUACUUUCAACGAGACCUUAAGAGUGUGGUGUCUAUAACUUGUAAGGUGAAGGAGUGGUGAGGCAGUGGUGACAUUCCAAGUGUUCUGCAGACUAGGCAACAGAAGGAAGUGUUUGGGUGAAUGUUAAUGUUUUCGCAGUAGUGGCACACGACAUGCGGAUCACACAGGUGCUGUUUAACACUCUGAGUCCGGUGGCUCUUACGCUCUUAUUUUAGGAAAAGAUUACGUGAUUUUACGAAGCUUUACGAGUGCUGUCUUAAAAUUAGUGAGCUGUGUGUUGUGUUUAGCAAAAGUCUUGGUUUAAAAGAAUCUAGUUUAGUAUGAUUCAGAGUUGAAAUGGACUAAUUCAUUGUGUUCCAAGGAGCCACCCAGGGAUUAAGCGUUAAAAUUUCCAUCAGGCAAAAAACGAAUAGCAGAAUAUUUAGACUAGGCAGCAAAAGGCAGUGUUUGGGUGUUCCUGUGUCCUAACCUGCCUCAAUUACCAGCACACACCUUAGGGUACACAGGAUAAUAAACAUCACUAUCUUUUAACUAUGAAACUGUGCCUAACUUACUGCAUACAAGAUCCUGGCUACACACAACACUCCACUACACCCAGUACACCCUGAUACACAUCCCCAGAGCCUCCACAGUCUACAUACAAGCAGCAUCUUAGUGUGAGCAUAACCAGUUGUUGUAUUUUAUGUAUAUAUCAUGUUAUAGUAAUCCCUUAACUAUAUGUGUGACAGAAAGUGAAUGCCAGAAGGUGUGAGGUGUGGUGUGUUGAGGGUGUUGCUUUUCGUGUGAUGUUACUGUAUCUACUUCCUUUCCUUUCUUCCCUCAUGACACUACUAUGUAUCAAAUAUAUUUUAUUAAACUAUCUAAUGUAU